This is a messenger RNA of Desarmillaria tabescens, 1738 nucleotides long. Its product is annotated as MFS general substrate transporter. The record is from RefSeq and is a predicted model, not a curated record. The transcript is spliced from 20 exons. Gene Ontology annotation, biological process: transmembrane transport. NCBI's taxonomy places the organism in Eukaryota, Fungi, Basidiomycota, Agaricomycetes, Agaricales, Physalacriaceae. Bases 1 to 1584 code for a protein of 527 amino acids. Gene Ontology annotation, cellular component: membrane. Gene Ontology annotation, molecular function: transmembrane transporter activity.
AUGUCGAAAGGCAAGGCCCAAGUCGAUAUCGAGAGACGCUCUAUUAUCGAAGAGAACCCGAACAAGGAAGGGACUGCGCAUCAAAAUGCUCUAGGACCUGUUCCGAAGAGGAGCUUGAAGCAGUUCUUAUCGCCAUUGGACUCUGCAUAUGCUGCUGCUGUGAACGCGGACGCAGAGACGGUGGAAUUUACGCCCGAAGAAGACUACAAAGUAAAGAGGAAGAUCGAUAACAGGGUAUUACCUUUGGUGAUAUGUAGUUAUGUUUUCAAUCAAUUCGAUCGCACGAAUAUCGGAAAUGCCCAUGUUCUUGACGAGUUUAAUGACAAUUUUGGUAUCACGACCAACGCAAAAUGGACGCUAGCACUUAGUAUAUUCUACGUGGGCUACUGUCUCCUUGAGAUGCCUGCGAAUGUCUUCCAACGCCACAUCGGAGCUAAUAGAUUUUUCUUCUUGUCCUUGACAUGGUGGGGGAUCGCGUCUCUGUCGUUCAUUUACGCCAAAGGAUACGGAGGUUUAAUGGUACUAAGGGUUCUUCUCGGAAUCGGAGAAGCGGGAUAUUACGCUGGCAUGAUCUACUAUCUGUCAUUUUGGUACAGACGGCAUGAACUCGCCAUGCGUAUUAGCCUCUGUAUGACUGGAACCUUUCCCGGUGCUAUCGGGGGUCUCAUAGCAUUUGGCCUCGUCCGAGCGCAUACUUCUGUGCUAAAAGGAUGGCAAUUCCUCUUUCUUAUUGAAGCUAUUCCCACAAUCAUCAUGGCUUCCAUGAUUUUGUUCUUCCUCCCUUCUUUCCCUUUCUCGUCAACAUUCUUGACAGCCCGGGAGCGAGCCAUUGCCCAAGCUCGUUUGAAUCGCGAUCACAAACCUCAAUCUCAUGGCGGUAUGACUGGAUGGCAAGGCUUCAAGAAUGUGAUCUUGGAUGUCAAUUCCUGGUUAUUCAUGUUGAUUUAUGCUAGCUUCAAUGUCGGAGUUGCUACUAUUUCGUACUUCCUGCCCACGUUAAUUAAAGGCCUCGGCUUUUCUUCCAUCAAUGCUCAAGGGAUGACCGUCGCUCCCUACCUUGUUGGCUGGUUCAUGGUAUUCUUCCAAGCAUGGCAUAGUGAUCGUACACGGGACCGAGGCUGGCACAUCAUGCUGUCAUGCGCCAUAUCUUUAAUUGGCUACAUCAUCCUCGCGACUUCUGUGCAAAAGAGCAUUGGGGCAGCGUAUUUCGCUCUGUUCCUUGUCGUAGGUGGGAAUUACAGCUUGUUCCCUCUUGUCAUGAGUUGGGCCGCUAAUGCCUUCUCUCCAACAUCCAAGAGAGGUGUCGGGACAGCUUUUAUAGUGUCAAUCUCAAACUGCGUGUCAAUUGCUUCACCUCAAAUUUAUUUCGACGAUGACGAUAACUACCGAAAAGGCCAUGCCAUAUCAGCCGCCUGUCUGUUCGUGUCCUUCAUGACAGCGUUCAUUCUACGUACCCGUCUUUCGACGCUGAACAAGAGGAAUGCGAAGAAAUUACAGGAAACGUCGGCGGAGGAGAAGGUACUAGAAGACGGUCCGGCAGGAGAGAUUCCGGAUACUGAUCCUCGAUAUGUCUUCAUGACUUGAAGAGUACGCAAAGGGUCAAUGGAUGUUCUUAUGUACUGCAGUAAACUCGAUGCAAAAAAUUAUACGGCCGUCCGAUAACCUUUUUCCGACGAGACCUCCACGAGGUUCAACAGUUAUACGUAGACCAUCAAUUCCCUUAUUUCUAAACCCCCAG